Laetiporus sulphureus 93-53 is the source of this 975-nucleotide messenger RNA. Its product is annotated as aquaporin-like protein. Gene Ontology annotation, cellular component: plasma membrane. Gene Ontology annotation, biological process: glycerol transmembrane transport; water transport. The coding region runs from base 1 to 975 and encodes 324 amino acids. The transcript has 9 exons. The record is from RefSeq and is a predicted model, not a curated record. Lineage: Eukaryota; Fungi; Basidiomycota; Agaricomycetes; Polyporales; Laetiporaceae. Gene Ontology annotation, molecular function: water channel activity; glycerol channel activity.
AUGUCGGCUGACCAUACUGUUUACUUAUCUGAGUUCAGCCCGCGACCCGCUUGGUUGACCCGUUGGGAGAAAAUCAGGCGCGGUCGCGGACGGUGGGUCGUCGAGUUCGUGGCUGAAGCGACGGCUACUUUCUUCUACACGUUUGCUGGUACAGGUUCAACAGCUGGAUAUGUCUUGGGAAAUAUACUUGGCUUGAAUCUCAGCAGUGUAUUGCAAGUCGGUAUCGCAUAUGCUGUCGGUAUCGUAAUGGCUCUCACCAUCUGCCUUACCACAUCGCAUGGCCACGCGAAUCCAGCAUUCACGAUCUGUGCCAUGAUCGCAGGAAAAUGCUCGCCUACGAGGGCUCUUAGGCUGAUUGUGGCACAGAUUGUCGGAGCCUACAUCGCCUGCCUGGUAAUCUACGUACAAUAUCACAACUUAAUUGAGGAAGCAACUGCAGUAUUGGUUGAGAAGGGCGUAUACGAUGCAGUCAUGUUCACUGUCCAAGGGCCAGCAGGCAUCUUCGGGCUUUACGUUACUAAUGAAAAUCUCGGAUACGUCGUCUUCAACGAGUUCGUCUGCGACUUCGUUCUCGCUCUGGUUAUCUUCGGCGCCAUCGAACCCACCAACGCGUUCUCGCCGCCCGUCAUGGCGCCAUGGAUCAUCGCCUUGACCUACGCUGUCGUGAUCUGGGGCUAUUCACCACCAGGCCUGGCGGCAAACUCAGCGCGUGACAUCGGCGGCCGCCUUGCAGUUCUCACACUUUGGGGUCUGAAAGCAUCCGGGAGCAGGUACGCGGCUAUCGCCGCACUCACGAACAUCCCUGCGACUUUACUCGCGGGCCUGUUCUACGAGUGCAUCUUCAACGAUUCCAAUCGAACUGUGACGUCGGCGUAUCUCGAGCUUGCCGCUGCCGAGAAGGCGCAUCAGACCGUCAUUGUCGAAUCCAUCGAAAACGAUGAUGGAUCGUCGAAAGGCAGCCCGUUGCCGAAGUGA